Molecule: messenger RNA, 4175 nt
Organism: Trichosurus vulpecula (common brushtail)
Lineage: Eukaryota; Metazoa; Chordata; Mammalia; Diprotodontia; Phalangeridae
Gene: CERS3
Product: ceramide synthase 3
Exons: 11
Coding region: 189-1313 (374 amino acids)
Biological process (GO): ceramide biosynthetic process
Cellular component (GO): membrane
Molecular function (GO): DNA binding; sphingosine N-acyltransferase activity
Source: RefSeq, a predicted model, not a curated record
AGAGCCCCUGUCCUUUUGAAACCGGAAGUGAUACUGUUCCUCAGAGCCCCUGUUCCCUUGGUACCACAAAGGAUACUGUUGCUCACAGUCUCUGAUCCCUUGUGACUGAAAGUGAUUCUGGUCCUCAGAGCCCCUGCUCUCUCUUGAAUGAAAGUGCUCCUCUUCACCCUCGAACUGUGAUCAGGAAAAUGUUUCAAACAAUUAAAGACUGGUUCUGGUUGGAAAAAUUGUGGCUUCCUCCCACAAUGAAAUGGUCAGAUUUUGAAGAUCAUGACGGACUUGUCUUUGUAAAGUCUUCUCAUUUAUAUAUAACAGUUCCCUGUGCUUUCCUCUUGUUGAUCAUCAGAUACUUUUUUGAAAGGUUUAUUGCCACACCUCUAGCAAAGACUUUGGGCGUAAACAAGAAAAUCCCAGAGAAGGUUCAGCAUAAUCCUGUCUUAGAGCAUUUUUUCAUCCAGUCCACCAGGCAUCCUUCCCAAAAUGAUCUAUAUGGUCUAGCAAAGAAGUGUAACCAGACUGUACAGCAGGUUGAAAUAUGGUUUAAGAGACGGCGUAAUCAAGAAAGGCCUUGCAGACUAAAGAAAUUCCAGGAAGCUUGCUGGAGAUUUACAUUUUAUUUAUUCUUAACUAUUGCUGGCAUUGGAUUUCUAUAUGAUAAACCUUGGCUUUAUGAUCUGUGGGAGGUUUGGAAUGGCUAUCCAAAGCAGCCAUUACUACCAUCUCAGUACUGGUACUACGUUUUAGAGAUGAGUUUUUAUUGGUCCCUGCUGUUUAGACUUGGUUCCGAUGUCAAGAGAAAGGAUUUUCUAGCCCAUGUCAUCCAUCAUCUGGCUGCUUUAAGUUUAAUGAGCUUCUCUUGGUGCACUAAUUAUAUUCGUAGUGGGACAUUGGUGAUGCUCGUCCAUGAUGUUGCUGACAUUUGGCUUGAGUCUGCUAAAAUGUUUUCUUAUGCUGGAUGGAAGCGAACAUGUAAUAUUCUAUUUUUCAUCUUUGCUGCUGUAUUCUUUAUUACCCGCCUAAUAAUUUUCCCCUUCCGGAUUUUAUACUGCACAUUGGUUAUACCUCUACAGUACCUUAAGCCUUUCUUUUCAUACAUUUUCCUCAAUGUGCAACUCUUGAUCCUGCAAGUCCUUCAUCUCUACUGGGGUUACUAUAUUCUGAAAAUUCUUGGAAAAUAUUUAAUGCAACAGGAGAUUGGGGAUGAAAGGAGUGAUGAUGAAGAAGAGUCUGCUGAAGAAGAUGAACCAGAGUGUUUGAAGAAUGGUCUUGGGGCAGGCAGGAAUCCGGUUCCCAAUGGUCAGCCUGGUCAUUAGGUCUGAGCCACAUAGUCCCUCAUGUAGUGCUGUCUGAUUCUUGUGGGGGGCAUCUAACUCAAAAUGCUGCAUAGAACUGAGAAUCACAGGCUCUUCUGAACCAUGAAUGGACUUAUUGCUGCUUACAAGGCUUUGUGAAGAGCCCAUUUCCCCAGUGUGCCUCCUUCCUACCCCACCAAAAUUUUUGCUUAAGGAAAAUUUAUCAAUGGGCAGGUCAUCUUGAGGUUUUGUUCUUUUAAUGUUUAAAUUGGUGUGUGAAACAUUAUCUAAUUAUUUUACAAUAUUUAAGGUUUCAGUUAGGCAAGGAUUUUAAAAGUUUCUCCAGAGAAAGGCUUAAAUUAUAAUUACGUUAAUCUUACAUUUCAGAUAUUUUGAUUUUUAGAAAUCUCUCAUUCUUUUAUCCCCUUACUUCCAGAACCUGACUGGUACUUACCUAUGGCUUUGGAAGUGUUAAUAGGGUUUCUUCACAUAAGGUUUAGUCAUAGCAAGAAGAGACUUGGAGCAUUGUUCAGUGUCCAUGAUAAUUCCACACCUUUUGAAAGACACAGUUCAGCUUCUAUUUAGUCAGUCAUCUGAGGCAGGUUGAAAAGGAAUUUCCUUCUAAUGGCAAUAGUGUCAAGUGAACUCAUAUGGUUUUCCUUCCGGUGUCACAGAUAGCCAUUAAACACUCUGCUUUCUGGGGUUUUUUGGAGUAUCUUUAUCUUGGCUUCAUAUUGGACUCCAUGCAGGAAUUUUGUACUAAAGUGUUUUAUUUAGUUAUAAAGCACAUAAAAGUAUGAGCAACUGGAAGAGUAGGAGAGGGGAAACUUCUGGCUGGAACCUGAUUUUACCAAAAUGGAACAAAGGUACCCAAAUUCCCUAGUGUAGAUGCAUCCCUGAUUUGCCACCAUCAGGACAGAAGUCAGAGUAUCUAAGGGGAAGAGAAGUAGGAGAACUGAGGAUAAACAUGAGGAAGGAUGAGAAUUCUAGUAUGGUCCUAGCUGGUAUCAUUUGUCCCACCUCCUUUUCUUUUAGGUUUUAUUUCCUAGUGGUAUUUAGUUCUUUCUGACUGUUAUGAGUUCUUAAUGUCAGGGCAUUUACAGGAGUAUCACUAGGAAACUACCUGCCUAACAGAUACUAGAGGUGUCAUUGAACACAUUGGAUCUCUUUUGAUCUAUAGCCUGUGGGUCUGUUAGUCAACAGCAGCAGUUCCUUGUUUCAUUCUGUGAUUCAGUCUUCCAUGGAGUGUUCUAUACACAUCUAGUUUGUGGAUAGCCAGCAGUCACCUGUCAACCAUUAAAGAAAGGGAAGACUUCCUUUCCUGUUUUUGCCCUCCCAUUCUCAAAAUACACUAUGCAGUUGGGCAAAUAUAUCAAAAUGGAAUGGUCAAAAGAAGUCACUGGAAAUGGAACCCACAUGCUAAACUGCCUCAUCUGCAUUAGGGAGGGAAAAUCAAAAUACUAAUAUUUCUUUUAAAAAAAACUUAAAACAUUGGAAAUAAUAUGGAGAAGGCUGCAAAUCCUAGACAUAAAUGAGAUAAGCCAAGGUAUUAGUGAGCUUAUUGGAAGAUUGAAUGGAUAUUCUGCAGGAUAUAUUGUUACGGAAGGGGAAAUUGCAAAAGGUAUGGGAGUCAUUUUUGCAGUAUAGAGUAUUGAUGAGUUUCUUGGUGCUAGAACAAUGAGCUAUCUUUCUUAAUGAGAAUUUCAUUCAAUCCAACAUGUAUUUAUUAGUGCAAAGCACACAAAGACAAAAUGUAGAGUUCCUUUUCUCAGACAGCUUUCAUUCUACUGCAAUUGCCUGGAAAAUUCAUGUAUGGCAUCCUAUUGCCUUCAGACAAGUUCCUUGGAGAUUCAUUUGUAUGAUGUAAAACCAUUCUUGGAUUUGCUGGUAACUGAAACUUUACUUAUAAGAGACUUUUUUCUGACCAGAAUUCAUUUUUUCCUUCAACUGCUUUAAUUUUGUUUGCGUGUGCCAGUUGGUACUUUUACCAUCUCCCUUUGAUGAAUGGCCUAGCAAACUCUAGCCACAGAACAAAGCGAAGGUGGCAAGUAAGAUUGUAGAGGCUAGAUAACCAUUUCCAUAAGGACAACAGUGUCAUCCUGAAAUGUGAAGGACAUUGAAAAACCUCUGAAGACAUUUCUGAACUUUCUAAAUCAAAAAUAUGAAAAGGAACAAAACUACUUCAGACCAGAACAAAGACCUUAAAAACUUUAUGCCCAAAGAAAUAUUUUUGUGGAAUGAGAUCAUCAAAGAAGAUAGCCCAACAAAGAAGAUAUCAUCUUCCAUCAUAACAUUUGCUUCUAUGUACAUAAUAGCAUUUGUAAGAUAUGUGAUAUAUAUGCAAAUGUAUAUGCAUAGAGAGAGACAGAUAUAGAAAAAUUCACAAAUACUUCCUCAUGAUUUUAAUGGGAAUGGGGGAGAAACACUAAUGUCCUACUUUAAUGUCUCCAUUUGGGUAACUAAUUCUUCUAGACCUCUUUUGCCUUGUCAUUGUACAUAACAUGUGCUUACUUCUAGUAAAAUGUCUUCCCAAACAUAAUUUGUGCAUGAUGACCAACCUUACUUUUCUAGUUUAAAAAUUAAACUACAAAUUUGAAAAGGAAAUUGUGCUAGUAAGUAGUUUGUGGUUUUUUUUCUCAUUUUUAUGUAGAUGGUAAUUGGGAUACUGACAUCAUCUAAUGCUGACAUCCCAUUAGCUACAGAGAGCAUUGUGUUACUUUAAAGGGAAGUUUUCAUUUUUUGUGAUUGAUUUUAAAGAUAACAAGUUUCUAUGGGGAAAAAUACAUAGGACCAUACAAAAACAAGAGGCCGUAAGUAAUGCAAACCCUACUGUCAAGAAUUAUUGUUCUAAUGUUAGAGAAUAUCUUAUAAUAAAAUAAGGAC